UUUAAUGCUAAAUCCAUUGAUGUGAAGACCAGCUCAGGUACAGUAAGAGGACAACAGAUACAAGUGCUCGACAAACGGCUCAAUACUUUCAUAGGUAUACCAUAUGCUGAGCCACCAGUAGGUAGUCUACGAUUUGCUAGACCUAAACCAUUGACAAAACCAUUUCCCGGUAUUAUUGAUGCCACCAAAUCAAAGAGCUCAUGUAUGCAAGGCGGCACCGGACAAAUGUCCGAAGACUGCCUGUUCAUCAACAUAUGGGCGCCAGAAAACAUGACACAAUUGAAACCAGUAAUGUUUUGGAUCUAUGGUGGCGGCUAUGGCUCCGGAUCUAUAUUUUCUGGCGCUAACGAUGCCAAGGCAUUGGCCACCGACGAUGUUGUAGUUGUGUCAGUUAACUACCGACUCAGGGCUUUUGGAUUUAUCUAUGCGGGACAGGACAGUGAUGUGCCCGGAAAUAUGGGACUCUAUGAUCAAGUGUUGGGACUUAAAUGGAUGCGCGAAAACAUCCAUUUGUUUGGCGGAAAUAAAGAUAUGAUUACAAUAUUUGGUGAGAGCGCCGGCAGUUGGUCGGUAUCGGCACUGGUAUUGUCGCCACUGACUAAAGGAAUGUUCCGGAGAGCUAUCCUACAAUCGGGCGCUGAUUAUCACAAUCUAAAAGGCGGUGGUUUGGUUAAUACGGAAAGUGCGUUAAGUGCCAGUGAAAAGAUGGCCAAACAUUUUAAUUGUACGGUUGAUAGCAAUCAGGAAGCAGUCAACCGGUCUAACAAAUGGGUGGACUGUUUGCGUAAAGUAGACUCAAAGCUUAUUAAUCAAUAUCCAUAUCCCGGUUUGUUUCCAUUGGAUGGCACAGAGUUUCUACCGUUGACGGCACAGGAGGCCAUAAAACAACAUAAGUACAACACAGACGUCGACAUAAUAGCCGGUUGUAAUCGCAAUGAAGGAUCCAAUUUGGCGCCGAAAACAUCGGAAAAAUAUACGGAACAGGUAUUUGUCAAACAAGUGACUAAUGCUAAUCACACGUUUCACGAGUUGGACAUCAAUCGGAUCAAAGAGUUUUAUCUGAAUGGUGUCAACACAUCAGAUCCAGAAGCUGUUCACUGGGCGUUCACUGAGUUUUACGGUGACGUCUUCAUGAAGUGUCCGACAUAUUUGUUGGCCAAAGGUUUCGCCGAACAUUCAACUGCUGGCCGAAACGUCUACUUCUAUGAGUUGACUUAUCAGAGCGCCGGUAUGUCAAAGCAUUGUCAGGGUGUCUGUCACGGCGCCGAACUGGAGUUUGUUUUUGGUCGACCACUGGUCAGUUCGGGUCCCAAAAUUGAUCAACAAUUGAGUCGUGAAGUAAUGUCCUAUUGGAUCAACUUUGUUAAGACUGGUAUACCUACCAGUGCUGAUAAAUGGCCAAAACUAUUAGCCGAUCCGAUAACACCAAAAAUUAAAGAUAUUAAUCCAAAUAAUUUCAAGAAGAUAUUAGAUAAUCCAUUCAAUAGGGUUUGCAAUGAAUUUUGGGGAAAAUAUUUUCAAUGA
Molecule: messenger RNA, 1524 nt
Organism: Oppia nitens
Lineage: Eukaryota; Metazoa; Arthropoda; Arachnida; Sarcoptiformes; Oppiidae
Product: acetylcholinesterase-like
Exons: 5
Molecular function (GO): cholinesterase activity
Source: RefSeq, a predicted model, not a curated record